AUGAUACCGUCAGAAAGAAACAAAAGCGGGGCCACGUUCACGCUCUUGGGCUUCUCCGAUUCCCCAGAACUGCAGGUCCCUCUCUUCUUGAUAUUUCUGGCCAUCUACAGUGUCACAGCUGUGGGGAAUCUUGGGAUGAUGUUCAUCAUCCAAAUUAACCCCAAACUGCACACGCCCAUGUACUUUUUCCUCAGCCACCUCUCCUUUGUGGAUUUCUGCUAUUCCUCCAUAGUUGCUCCCAAGACCAUGGUAAACCUAGUGGUAGAAGACAGAACCAUUUCACUGGUAGGCUGUGUGAUACAAUUCUUUUUCUUCUGUACCUUCGUGGUGACUGAAUCCUUUGUAUUAGCAGUGAUGGCCUAUGACCGCUUCGUGGCCAUUUGCAACCCUCUGCUCUACACAGGGGCCAUGUCCCCGAAACGCUGUGUCCUGCUUGUCAUGGGAUCAUAUGCCUGGGGUGUGGCCUGCUCCUUGAUACUCACAUGCUCUGUUACCCCAUUAUCCUUCUGUGGUUUCAACACAAUCAAUCACUUCUUCUGUGAAUUCUCCGCUCUGCUCUCCCUCUCUUGCUCUGACACCUCUCUCAACCAGUUGCUGCUUUUCAUCUUUGCCACCUUUAAUGAGGUCAGCACACUCUUCCUUAUUCUCCUUUCGUACGUCUUUAUCGUUGUCACCAUCCUCAAGAUGCCCUCGGCCACAGGUCGCCGCAGAGCCUUCUCUACCUGUGCCUCCCACCUGACCGCCAUCACCAUCUUCCACGGCACCAUCCUCUUCCUCUACUGUGUGCCCAGCUCCCAAAACUCCAGGCACACUGUCAAAGUGGCCUCUGUGUUUUACACAGUGGUGAUCCCCAUGCUGAAUCCCCUCAUCUACAGUCUGAGGAACAAGGACGUCAAGGACACGAUCAGCAAAAUAAUGGACACGAACGUUUUUUCUCAUUGA
Molecule: messenger RNA, 942 nt
Organism: Phacochoerus africanus (Common warthog)
Lineage: Eukaryota; Metazoa; Chordata; Mammalia; Artiodactyla; Suidae
Product: olfactory receptor 5D18-like
Exons: 1
Coding region: 1-942 (313 amino acids)
Biological process (GO): sensory perception of smell; G protein-coupled receptor signaling pathway
Cellular component (GO): membrane
Molecular function (GO): olfactory receptor activity; odorant binding; G protein-coupled receptor activity
Source: RefSeq, a predicted model, not a curated record